GAACACGGCCUUCCUCCUUUUGGUAUAUAUCGCAAGAGGCUUCCUGCUGGACGCAGCGUCCAAGAGGUUGGCAGAGGGGAGGUUUGGAGAGAGUUCCAGGUAAGUUCCAGGAUGAAGCCUUCUGCUCCACCUCUUCUGAUCGCCUGCCUUGUGAUGUCCCUCAACAGCUACACCCAACAGGUCCCUCACUGCCUGCCCCUUUUCGGCUCAAAAAAUAAUACCACGAGUUUUAUCUGCAACGCUUCAUCGCUCCGCGAAUUUCCCACCGGCUUCCCCACCGAAACCACGACGAUCUCCGUUCAGUCCACCCAGAUCUCCAGCCUUGGUGCGGAGGCCCUGAAGGAUCUUCCGGAGCUGCAGGGACUUUAUCUGACCAACAACCAGCUGAAGACCCUUCCGAGAGGCCUCUUCCGUAACCUCCCAAACCUGCACUCCCUGGAUCUCUCCGGAAAUCUCCUGGAAGAUCUAGCUCCAAAGAUCUUCGCAGACAUAGGUAGCCUGGCCUACUUAGCCCUCAGUGGAAACCAGCUGGCUGAAGUGCAUCCAUCCUGGUUCGAAGCCCUGGAGGAACUCAAGAACCUGCGUCUCGACCGCAAUCGGCUGAAGGAGAUCCCGACUUCUUGUUUCCGUAAGCUGACCUUGCUGUUGUCCCUGGAUCUGUCCUCCAACCUCCUCCGUUGCCUCUCUCCGGAGAUGUUCAGGGGCCUCACGUUUUUAACGGUUUUAAAUCUGAAUAACAACCCCAUUCAGUCUAUCGCCCCCAAUACCUUCCGUGGGACUCCCACGCUGUGGAUCCUCUCCCUGAGUAACACCAGCCUGACCCACGUUCCAGCUGGGCUCUUUCAGACCUUGAAACAACUGGGACGCUUGGAUCUCUCCGCCAACGAGAUCACCACUCUGGAUUUUCCCUUGGUCAACGUGUCUUUCGCGCUCACUCUCGAUCUCUCCGGGAACCCGUGGGCGUGUGAUUGCCGCCUGCAGCCUCUCUUCAACUGGGUCCAGAAAGACGGCGUGGAUUUGUUCUCCAAGGACGACGUUGUCUGCGCUUUCCCCAAAAGCUUGAAGGGUCAAGUUGCAACUUCGCUCAACGGAUCUAAACUUUGUGCCUGCUAAAACCUUAGAGACGGAUCUUUUCCCAACAUGGCUCAGUUGGUGUGCUGCAAGAUGGGUGGACUUCAGUUCCCAGAAUGCUCCAGCCACCAUGCAUGGACUUCCUCUCCCAGAAUUCCCAAGUCAACAUAUUUUCAAAUGAUUGGACUUCAAUUCCCAGAAUGCUCCAGCCACCAUGCAUGGACUUCCACUCCCAGAAUUCCCAAGUCAACAUAUUUUCAAAUGAUUGGACUUCAAUUCCCAGAAUGCUCCAGCCACCAUGCAUGGACUUCCACUCCCAGAAUUCCCAAGUCAACAUAUUUUCAAAUGAUUGGACUUCGGUUCCCAGAAUGCUCCAGCCACCAUGCAUGGACUUCCACUCCCAGAAUUCCCAAGUCAACAUAUUUUCAAAUGACUGGACUUCGGUUCCCAGAAUGCUCCAGCCACCAUGCAUGGACUUCAACCCCCAGAAUUCCCAAUGAGCAUGCUGUCAGAUGUGUUAAAAAGAAAGAAAGAGGGGAAAUUGGUGUAGAAAGCCAGACAAUAAAGGACAGAAAACAAAAUAAUUAAACAUGAAUCAGAAAAAUUAAGCGGUUUGAUUUAUUCAACAUAAACCAACCGUUUUUCCUCUCUGCCAUUUUCAGCAUUACAAACUUCCCUUCCUCCCCUUAUCCAGUCUUUUUUGAAUCCAAAAAUCACUCCUUCAUUUUCUUCCACUUUUCAUGGAAAACUCUGUAAAGCAGG
This is a messenger RNA of Ahaetulla prasina, 1833 nucleotides long. Its product is annotated as phospholipase A2 inhibitor-like. Gene Ontology annotation, biological process: transforming growth factor beta receptor signaling pathway; immune response. The transcript has 2 exons. Gene Ontology annotation, molecular function: transforming growth factor beta binding. The record is from RefSeq and is a predicted model, not a curated record. Bases 112 to 1113 code for a protein of 333 amino acids. Gene Ontology annotation, cellular component: cell surface. NCBI's taxonomy places the organism in Eukaryota, Metazoa, Chordata, Lepidosauria, Squamata, Colubridae.